Molecule: messenger RNA, 1908 nt
Organism: Panonychus citri (citrus red mite)
Lineage: Eukaryota; Metazoa; Arthropoda; Arachnida; Trombidiformes; Tetranychidae
Product: tubulin beta chain-like
Exons: 2
Coding region: 296-1645 (449 amino acids)
Biological process (GO): mitotic cell cycle; microtubule cytoskeleton organization
Cellular component (GO): microtubule; cytoplasm
Molecular function (GO): structural constituent of cytoskeleton; GTP binding; GTPase activity
Source: RefSeq, a predicted model, not a curated record
ACUGUUGAUUAAACAUUUAAAUUGUUUCGUUUCCAAUUAAAUAUUGAUUUCUCUUCACAAUCAUCAUCAUCUUCAUUUCCACCUCAACACCUUAACCAUCAUCAUCAUCUUCAUCUUCAUCAUUUUCCAUUUGUAUUUAGUUAAAUCAAAUUUAACCUUUUUAUAUUUUUCUCUUUCUCUCUUUCCAUUGUUACCCUAGAGACUUUUGUUUUUAUUUAUUUACCUUUUGGUGUUUUAAACUGAAUUUUAGUUUCCAUUAUUUUUGUUAAUUGUUUUAAUUGUUGGUUGAAUCAAAAUGCGUGAAAUUAUUCAAAUUCAAACUGGACAAUGUGGUAAUCAAAUUGGUUCCAAAUUUUGGCAAACCAUCGCCGAUGAACAUGGUAUUGAUGGUCAGGGAAGAUGUACCAACGCUAAUGAUUCAAAUCGAGCCUCUAAAUUGGAUAAGAUUAACGUUUAUUUCAAUGAAGCUGGAGCCGGUGUUUAUGUUCCCCGAUCUAUUUUGGUUGAUUUGGAGCCUGGAACUAUGGAAGCGGUUCGAUCUGGACCUUUAGGUGGUAUAUUUAGACCGGAUAAUUUUAUCAAUGGUCAAUCGGGAGCGGGUAACAAUUGGGCUAAAGGUUAUUAUACCGAAGGAGCUGAAUUGGUUGAUUCGGUUUUGGAUGUGCUCCGUCGUGAGGCUGAAAGAUGUGAUUGUCUUCAAGGUUUCCAAUUGUGCCACUCAUUGGGAGGUGGUACUGGUUCCGGUAUGGGUACUCUGAUUAUCUCAAAAAUUCGUGAAGAAUAUCCUGAUCGUAUAAUGACCACUUUUUCCGUUUUCCCAUCACCCAAAGUAUCUAAUACCGUUGUUGAACCUUACAAUGCGACCUUAUCAGUCCAUCAACUGUUAGAAUCAACCGAUAUGACCUUUGUCAUUGACAAUGAAGCUCUUUAUGAUAUUUGUUAUCGUUCAUUGAAACUCUCAGAACCAACAUACGGUGAUCUUAAUCAAUUGGUUUCUUACACCAUGUCCGGUGUGACAACUUGCCUUCGUUUCCCUGGACAAUUAAACGCUGACCUAAGGAAAUUAGCGGUUAACAUGGUUCCAUUUCCAAGGUUACAUUUCUUUGUCUCUAGUUUUUCCCCGAUCAUGUCAAGAGCUUCAAGAAAUUUUUCUUCCCUUUCCGUUCAUGAAUUGUCUCAACAAAUGAUCGAUUCAAAGAACAUGAUGGCCGCAUGUGAUGCACGUCAUGGUCGAUAUUUGGCUGUUGCAGCCAUUUUCCGUGGUAAAAUGUCCACCAAAGAGGUUGAAGAUGAAAUGACUGCCAUGCAGAGUAAAAACUCGGCUCAAUUUGUCGAAUGGAUUCCGAAUAAUGUGAAAACUGCUGUUUGUGAUAUUCCACCCAAAGAUCUUCCGAUGUCGGCAACGUUCAUUGGUAACACCACCGCCACUCAAGAGGUUUUCAAACGGCUUCAGGAACAAUUUUUCUCCAUGUUCCGUCGUAAGGCUUUUCUUCAUUGGUACACUGGCGAGGGUAUGGAUGAGAUGGAAUUUUCUGAAGCUCAGUCCAACAUGUCAGAUCUUAUCGCUGAAUAUCAACAAUACCAAGAGGUUGGAACUAAUGAUGAAGAUGAGGAUGGUCGAGAAGAAGAUGCUGAUUAUAAUUAAAUUUAAAAGGGAAAAUUUGCUGAAAGAAAAAAUUCUCUGGACUCUGAAAGAAAAGAAAAAAAGACCAACCUUUGAUUGUUAUCAUUUUAAUUUCCAUUUCCAUUUUCCUUUGAAUGUUUUAUUUUCUCAUUUACAUUAUCGUAAAACUUAUUUUUUUAUCCAAAAGAAAAUAUCUAAUUCUCCCAUCGAUGAUUGUUUUUAUUUCCACAUUUUAAUACAUUUUAAACAAUUAAAAUGAAUACAAUGUCUCCAAUUGAGUUUAA